This is a messenger RNA of Anopheles bellator, 831 nucleotides long. RefSeq lists its product as uncharacterized. The coding region runs from base 1 to 831 and encodes 276 amino acids. NCBI's taxonomy places the organism in Eukaryota, Metazoa, Arthropoda, Insecta, Diptera, Culicidae. The transcript has a single exon. The record is from RefSeq and is a predicted model, not a curated record. Gene Ontology annotation, molecular function: odorant binding. Gene Ontology annotation, biological process: sensory perception of smell.
AUGAACCAUUUGACCGGGUUGAUCGUGCUGGCCGCUGCGCUCUGCGCUGGAGUGUUCGGCGAUGAGCCGGGCUCUGCCGGCUACUACUCCUACAAGAGCUUCGGUGAUGCCGAGGGAGAGUGCGCCCAGUACCUGCAGGUUCCAGAUGAUCGGCUCCAGCGCUACCAACGCGAGGGCUACCCCGAUGAGCCGGAGGUGCGCUGCUUGGUGCUCUGUGUUUUGGAGAACCUACGCGCCUGGACCAACACGAGCGGGCUGAACGAGCAAGUUCUCCAGGCCUACUUCGUUCCAUCGGCCGAGGACUGCGACAACGCCAAGCGGACGGAAAAGUGUCUGUUCUACCUACCCAAAGAGUGCGACGGUGACCGGUGUCUCCAGGCGUACCGUGCUUUCCAGUGCUACUACCAGAACUACGGUACGCUUACGUACUGCCCGCAGUUCAACAUCGAUUACUUCGACGAGGAAGUUCAGGAAGCUCUGGACCUGUUCGAUAUGCUGGACGUUUCGGAAGAGACACGUCGCAAGCUGGCCGGAGGAUGCUUCCCUAAUUGUUACGAGUCGGAGUGCUUCUUCCGUGCGUUCCUUCUCCGCGCUGACCUGUACGACGAUGACAACGGGCCCAACCUAUUCAACCUGUACAUGCAGUUCCCGGAGGAUGCUUUCAAGUCGGACAACUCGGUCACACUGGCUUGCCUGGAAAACCUGAAGAAGCUCGGUUGCAACAAGAGCAAAUGCAAACAGGCCACCGAAGUAUGGACUCAGUGCUUCGCCAACACCAAAUCCUACGCGGAGUUCGUUCGGGUCUUCAAGUACGCUGCCCAGAACUACUGA